AUGUCACGUAGGGCAGACCAGGUUGGCGCCCGUCCGGUCGGCUCGAGCCGAGACGAACGCCGUCGGGGAGGUGGGAGCUCACGUCCAAAUUCAGGCCCCGGAUAUCAGCAUAGUGCACACGCACCAGUGUACAACUCGACACAAAGCGCUCAACACGCUUAUCCUGCUGGCGUACGUCAGCCUACCUACGAAGCAGCCCGGGCUCGGGCGCAUCCGAAUCCUGAGGUGGAUCGAGUAAUGAACGACCCUCGUCUGAACUCCACUUCUGCGUACUCUCAACCGACUGCGAAAGAGAGUUAUGGCAACAGUUCCUACCAGCCCACCAACGGAUACCAGCAAGCCUACCCACAGUACCCAGGUUCGCAACAGAGCGCUAAUGGCAAUUUGACCGCAGGCCAGCUCUAUUCUUACAAUUAUGGCCAGCCGUCGUCGAAUGCAGUCGAUACGUGGGAAGAUGAAGGCCAGCGCGAUGGUCCGUGGUACGGGAGUGUGCAACGAGGAUAG
Messenger RNA from Macroventuria anomochaeta, 504 nucleotides. RefSeq lists its product as uncharacterized. NCBI's taxonomy places the organism in Eukaryota, Fungi, Ascomycota, Dothideomycetes, Pleosporales, Didymellaceae. The record is from RefSeq and is a predicted model, not a curated record. The transcript is spliced from 2 exons. Bases 1 to 504 code for a protein of 167 amino acids.